Plasmodium gonderi is the source of this 4713-nucleotide messenger RNA. RefSeq names its product DNA repair protein rhp16. The coding region runs from base 1 to 4713 and encodes 1570 amino acids. The record is from RefSeq and is a predicted model, not a curated record. Lineage: Eukaryota; Apicomplexa; Aconoidasida; Haemosporida; Plasmodiidae. The transcript is spliced from 2 exons. Gene Ontology annotation, molecular function: ATP-dependent chromatin remodeler activity; zinc ion binding; ATP binding.
AUGGGUGAUAGCUUGGAUAAAAUAUUUUCUAAGAAGGAACGAUUUUUUAAAGAAAUAAUUGAAACAAAGUGCAUGUUUUUGAAGGAAUUAAAGAAUUGGGUUGGUACGAAUCGCAUAGCGAAAUUAAAAUUGAAAAAGGAUGUUCAGAAAGUAACACCCAAAUUGUUGAUAAAUCGGACUCGAUCAAGAGCUAGCCGUUGUCGAGUAUGCGGACUUCCAAUUGAAAAAAAUAUUUUAAGAGUAGGAUAUCCAACAAAAGAUCCUAGAGGAUAUUAUGGUUUCAUAAGUUGCUGGGUGCAUUUAGACUGCAGCAAAAAAAUAUUAUAUGCUAUUUUAUAUAACCAAGAAAAUGAGCCACACUUAAAGGCUUAUUUAAACAACUCGGAAAAAAAUGUGUGUGAAGGGAAAUAUAAUGCACAUGAACAGUUCAUAUAUAAAAAUAUAAAUUGGGAAUUUUUUUUUGGAGGAUUUGACGAACUGAAUGAUGAAGAAAGGGAUAAGGUAAAGGACACGGCGAAACCGUGUGAACUAGAAAAUGGUAAGGGAAGGAACAGUUUUGAAAUAUUGGUAAAUAAGGAAAAGGAAAUGUUUGACGCAAAUACUUUUACAAAACAAGAAAGUAGAUUUAUUGAAAAUAAAUUAACAAUUCCAAAAGAACUUAAAUUUGAUUUGUUGGAAUACCAGAAGGAAGGUGUAUCGUGGAUGAUCAAUCAGGAGCGCUCUAGCAUUAAAGGGGGAAUAUUAGCCGAUGAAAUGGGUAUGGGUAAAACAAUACAGGCAAUAACGUUAAUUUUGUGCCAGAAAAUUAAUAAGUUAAACGAUGAAAAGGAAGAGACGAGUGUGUGCAGCAAGGAAAAUAUCAAAGUUGGAGUGAAUGAAGAAUGCGAAAUAAAUGGUACGAACAAUGUGAAGGGGGAGUCUGACAACAGUGUAAUCUUUAUUAGUAGUGGAGAUGGAACUACACUUGAAAAGAAAAGCAGCGGUGAAGAUGGUUCAGAAAAUGGGAUUAAAGUGAAGCAGGAAAGGUUUAGAAAUUCCAGUGUUAAGGCAGGAGCGUCGAACAAGUGUAAAGUUAAGACAGAAGAUUCGAGCAAGUGCAAAGGUAAGACAGCAGCUUCGAGCAAGUGUAAAGUUAAGAGAGAAGCUUCGAGCAAGUGUAAAGAUAAGACAGCAGCUUCGAGCAAGUGUAAAGAUAUGACAGAAGCGUCGAACAAGGGUAGUGCAAAGAAUGGAAUUAAAAACAACUCUGUAGACAUUGAAAAGAACACGUUUGAAGGGCAGACGCUUAUUAUAGCACCUAUCGCAGCUGUGAUGCAGUGGAAAUCAGAAAUAGAAAAGUUCAUAGCAGGAGAUAUACUGAAAGUGCAUGUUUAUCACGGUAGUAUGAAAAAAAUAUCAUUUGACGAAUUAAAAAAAUAUGAUAUUGUUAUAACAUCAUAUGCAAUGGUAGAAGCACAGUUUAGAAAAAUAAUUAACAAGUAUAAAAUAUCAUGUGAAUAUUGUGGGAGGUUAUAUUUACCUAGCACAUUAGUAAUACAUAAGAAAUACUUUUGCGGCCCAGAUGCUGUAAGAACUGAAAAAUUAAAAAAAAGGAAAAAAAAAAACAAAGAUACUGCACUUGUAGCUAUGAAAAAAUUUGAUGAUAAUUUUGUACCUACCCCUAGAAAUGUUUUAUUAGAAAUUAUGAACGAAAAUAAAAAUGACAGUAAUGAAACUAAACUGGCACAGAAGAAUUCCAAAAAAAAAUUAAAAAAAAAUAAUAUGUCUCAGGCAGAGCUGAAUGUCCAAGCAGAUGGAAAAGAGAUUAUUGUGUUAAGUUCAGAAGGCUACCAAGAUGAUAAUGAUGAUAAUAAUAAUGAUGAUGAUGAUGAUGACAAUAGUUCCUCCUCGAGUAAGUCCAUUUUUUCUCCCCUUACUCGAAAAACAUCUAGUAGAAUAAUUGAUCUGUGCAAUUUAGGUUUUGAAAAGGAUAUAAUUGAAAAAAGUGUGGAAAAUAUAUACAAAGGAAAAGGGAAAAAUAAAAAAAAUGUAAAAUGGAAUCUAGUUAUAAAAGAUGUACUACAAAAUGAUUCAUAUACAGUAGACAUGAACAGCAAAUGUAAGGAAAUUCUAAGGCAAAUAUAUUUAAGUGAUACAAUUAUAGAAAAUGACCAUCUUAAAAAAUUAAACAUGGGAGAACUCAAAGUUGUUCUUAUAACAUUGGGGAAACAUGUUUUUGGAACAAAGGUUGAGUUGAUUAACAGAAUUUUAGUAUCAACUAAAUAUAUAAGAGAAGAACUAAAAUUAAUAUCAGGGGAAAAAAAUAUAGAAAUACUUUCAAAAUCUGAAGAAAGUAAAGAAAAAAAAAAAAAAAAAACCUUAAGUGUUUGUAGAACAAGGAGUAGUAUUUCAAGUGCACCAGAUUUUGGAAUUGAGGAAAAUCAAAUGAAUGGCGAUAAUGAUGAGCAGGAGAAAAAAGUCAAGAAGAGUAAAAGUGUUACAGUACAAUUGAAAAGGAGGAAAGGCAACUAUGUUAGGAGAAAAACAGCUAAUGGAAGUUCUUCUACUUUGAAGAAAAAAAACAAAGAGAUGAAGCAAAAGGAAAAAAAAAGAAAAAAUUCUUUCGUAAAAGGUGUUAAUAAAUUGAAGAAGAGGAGGAAGAAAAAUGGAACCAGAGGAAAAGAAAGGGACGAUAGCGAAAGCGUAAGUGGAACAUCAGAUGAUAGCGAUGAAUCGUUUAAGAUAGAACAGAUAGAGGAGGAAUCGUCUUCUUCCUGGAUUGGUGAUAUGAAAAAAGAAGAGAUAAACGAUUCAGGCGAUUCAUACAGUUCGUACGACUCGAUAAUUGUUGAAAGGAUGAAAAAUAAGAGGAAAGAACAGAAACUAGCAGAAACGAGCAUAUUUAAUGAAAGUGCAUUGCAUAACAUACAGUGGAAUAGAAUAAUACUAGAUGAAGCACAUAGGAUAAAGAAUCGAAAUACAUCCACAACACAGUCUAUUUUCAAUUUAAAAUGUUCAGGUUAUCGAUGGUGUUUAACAGGAACACCAUUACAAAAUCGGAUAGGAGAAUUAUAUAGUUUAAUUCGAUUUUUAGAAUUUUAUCCAUAUGCAUAUUAUUUCUGUUCAAAAAAAGAUUGCAAAUGUUUAUUAUUAAAUUAUGAAAUGAGAGAUAAUAAAUAUUGUUACAUUUGUAAUCAUUCAAGAAUUAAUCAUUUUAAUUAUUUUAAUAAAAGGAUUUUGAGACCUAUUCAGCUAUUUGGGUACAAUGGAGAAGGGGUGACAAGUAUGUAUUAUUUGAAGAAUGAAGUUUUAGAUAAAAUAUUAUUAAGAAGAACUAAAGGAGAACGAAAAAAUGAUAUAAAAUUAAAACCAUUAAAUAUUAGAAUAAGAAAGGAUAAAUUAUCCAAUGAAGAAAAGGAUUUUUAUGAAUCAUUAUACAAACAAACUUCAACACAAUUUGAUACAUAUGUAAAAUCAAACACAGUUUUGCAUAAUUAUGCACACAUUUUUGAUUUGCUUAGUAGACUAAGACAAGCAGCUGAUCAUCCUUAUUUAAUUUUGUUUGGAAAUUCAUUUCUUAGUGAUCCAUCUGGAAAAUUUAUAAAAAAGAAUUCCACUAUCAUUUCGGCUAUUUCAAAUGAUUAUGUGUGUGGUAUAUGUAUGGAAAAUGUUCCAAAAAAGAGUAAUAUAAAUUCGAAAUGUGAUCAUCAUUUUCACAAAUCAUGUUUGAAGCAGUAUAUAGAAAGUUUUCAAGAAGAAAAUAAUUCAAAUAUUCAUAAAGAUGGAUGCCAAGACGAAAUAUGGAAUGGAACAACUCUAACAAAGACACAGACUUAUCAUUUUUCAAACGAAUCAGAAGAAAGAAGAGAACAUUGUCUACAUGAUAGGAAUGAAAUUGUAUUUAAUGAUGAUCUUAGCUUGAGUAAUAGCACCAAUGAUGCGAAAGAAAAAAGAAAAAGAGCCAAUUCAAUUUCUGUAGUAAAAUUUAAAGAUAAAGAAAAAUCAAAAUUUGUUAGUUUAGUGAAUAAGAAAGACGAAAAUGUAAAGGAUUUACCUCUUGGAUGUCCAGUAUGUUUUGUCCCACUAACUGUUGAUUUUAAACUUUUAAAUGAAACUGAGGAACUAGAUGAUGAAGAAAUUAUUAUAUGUAAAGAAGAAACGACAUCCAUUAAUAAAAGUUUUAUAAAUCGAAUUAAUACCCAGGAAUAUAAAACUAGUACAAAAAUAGAAGCGGUUUUUGAAGAAGUUCAAAAUGUAAUUCAUACAACGGAUGAUAAAUGUUUAAUAUUUUCUCAGUAUUGUUCAAUGCUAGAUUUAAUUGAAUAUCAUUUGAAAAAGCACAAUAUAAUAUGUUCCAAGUUACUGGGAUACAUGUCCAUGGUAUCCAGAAAUAACAUAUUGUAUAAUUUCAAUGAAGACAAGCAACUAAGAGUUUUGCUUAUCAGUUUGAAGGCAGGUGGAGAGGGAUUAAAUUUGCAGGUAGCCAAUAGAAUUUUUAUUGUAGACCCAUGGUGGAAUCCAGCAGCAGAAUUACAAGCUAUUCAAAGAGCUCAUCGAAUUGGCCAGACAAAAACUGUGUAUGCUACUCGUUUCAUUAUAGAAAACACUGUUGAGGAAAAAAUUGUGCAGUUGCAAAAUAAGAAGCAGUUGGUCUUUGAUUGCACCAUUGGUGAUUCGGGCAAUGCUAUGCAGAAGUUAACAAAGGAGGACUUGGCAUUUCUCUUUCACGCCUGA